AUGGAUGCCUCCAAAUAUGUUCCCAACAUGAUGCGAACGCACGCGAGCGAAGAUAUGAGUUGGCUGGUGAUAUAUUGCGUUGCUAGUGCGGGUAUAGACCAAGGCACUUUCCGCGAUGUGAUGCACAACACCUUCGACAUGAUCACGGAAGAGGCCAUCUUGGAAAGAAUAUGGAUCACAUGGGACCGCGGGGCGAGUGGUGGGGAGGGCGCCCUAAAGUUCGAGGCAUGGGUGCGCGGAUUGAGCGUACUCCUCAGAGGGACAGAGGAGGAGCGGAGGAACCACUGCUUCGCUGUGUACGACCUGAAUGCUGAUGGAUAUAUUACCAGGGAUGAGAUGUUCGUGCUGCUGAAGAACUCCCUCCUCAAACAGCCAGGAGACGAAGACCCAGACGAAGGUGUACGGGAUCUGGUUGAGCUGGUCCUCAGGAAGAUGGACGUCGAUAAGGACGGACGAGUGUCUCCUGAAGACUACAAAGAUGCUGUAGAACAAGAACCGCUGCUGUUAGAAGCAUUCGGCCAGUGUCUUCCAUCAAGGCGUCACGCCCUUGCUUUCCUGAAAACUUUGAACCCUAAGCCCAAGGACUUACGGUCCUGAAUUGAUAAUCUAAAGUUUUAAUUGAAGUCGGUGAAACGUCAUUUUCAUUUCAUAAUCCAUCGCUAAUGAAAUUUAAAUAGGGUCAUAUCGCAUGUUCGCGUCCACCUAUUUAUUAAAUAAUUGAUAUCAAACAUGUAAAUAAUUAUGUGGAUAACAUGCAUCUAGCAUUCUUAUGUUGUCGAAUUAGCCUUGAAUUUAGAGAUAAGCGUUAAUUAGUUUACCAACUUACGAUAAUAGUAAUUAAUUGUAAAAUAAUAUUAUGUAAGUAUGAAACUGUAGCGGAUAAAGUGAAGGUUAAUAAAACUACGCCUUUUUACA
This is a messenger RNA of Ostrinia nubilalis (European corn borer), 915 nucleotides long. RefSeq names its product calaxin-like. NCBI's taxonomy places the organism in Eukaryota, Metazoa, Arthropoda, Insecta, Lepidoptera, Crambidae. Gene Ontology annotation, molecular function: calcium ion binding. The record is from RefSeq and is a predicted model, not a curated record. The transcript has 4 exons. The coding region runs from base 1 to 597 and encodes 198 amino acids.